This is a messenger RNA of Xenia sp. Carnegie-2017, 1583 nucleotides long. RefSeq names its product probable glycosyltransferase STELLO1. The record is from RefSeq and is a predicted model, not a curated record. The transcript is spliced from 2 exons. Bases 130 to 1488 code for a protein of 452 amino acids. NCBI's taxonomy places the organism in Eukaryota, Metazoa, Cnidaria, Anthozoa, Malacalcyonacea, Xeniidae.
UUUUAGGAUUUAUAUUGGGUUUUGUCAAGUUCAAUAUUUCUAAGUGUGCCAUGUUUUUAACUUGCAUUUUGUUGGCAAAAUCGUGAAAUGUAUGAUAUACUAAAAGCUUGACGACUUAUCGAUUGACAAAUGUGGACCUUUGAAAUGGCUGGUAAUUAUCAUCGAAAGAUAGUUCUGUCUAUUUUCCUUGUUAGUAUUGUAGGAUUUCUUUGGUUAGUCUUAAAAUGUGACGACGGCUCAUCAAUAAUGACAAUGGCAGCGUCAAUUUGGGACACAAAGAGCAAAAUUUCUUUCGUGGACUGGUCUAAGGUUAAGCCACGAAAAAAAGUUAGCGAGGAAGACCUUCAUGAUAAGUGGAUCGUAGUCACUUCAGUAUCCCUACCGACAGAGCAAGUGAAAAAACUGUCCGUAAUAGACGGAUGGAGACUUAUCAUAGUCGCUGAUUUAAAAACACCCAAAGACUGGAGUCAUCCCAAUGUUGUUUUUCUCAGUGUUGAAAAACAAAAGGAACUUGGCUAUAAAACUACUUCAUUGUUGCCUUAUAAAAAUUAUGCUCGAAAGAAUAUUGGUUACUUGUAUGCCAUUGAACAUGGUGCUAAAAUUAUUUAUGAAACUGAUGAUGACAACUAUCCUUAUGAUGGUAAGAUUGGAUUCGGUCUUGAUGGGGAAAAGAAGUAUUUGGUGUAUGCAACAGACAGGGCAACUGUGAAUCCUUAUGAACAUUUUGGACAAUCAACCAUAUGGCCAAGAGGUUACCCAUUAGAGAACAUAGGUGAUCCUGUUCAACGUACCUUUGUAAAAUGUGAUAAUAUUCAACCACUUAUUCGACAAGGUGUUGUCAAUGGUGACCCAGAUGUGGAUGCAAUCUUUCGUCUUACUCGUAAGGAUGUUGGAGUUAAGUUGGAUGUGGAAUUUGAUUCAAAAGCGCCACCAGUUCUUAUACCUCCAGGAACUUAUACACCCUUUAACUGUCAAAAUACAGUAUAUCUGUAUAAUGCAUUCUGGGGCCUGGUACUUCCUCCAAGUCAAACCUUGAGAGUGACGGAUAUUUGGAGGUCAUUUUAUGUCAAACGUCUCCUACAAGAAAUAGAUGGCUAUUUGGGGUUUUUUGGACCAAGUGCAUAUCAGGAAAGAAACUCCCAUAGUUAUCUUGAAGACUUCAUUGAUGAGAAAGCACUCUACUAUAAUGCAGGACGUUUUAUUGAAUUUUUAAGGAAGUGGAAACCAACGAAGUUGGACUUUUUUAGCCAAAUUCUCGAGUUGACUAUCGCGCUUGUCAAUGAAAAUUUCUUGGAACCAAUUGAUGCUCUUAUUAUGAAAGCUUGGUUGACAGAUCUUGUUAGCAUGGGUUAUGUUAUACCUCAGCUUCGUACACAAAAAGCUCCUUGUGCCAAAAUCAUUGAAAAUGAAAAAGUGAAAACAUAUGAAGAGAAACCUUCAUCAUUCAUUCAUUUGGGCAAACAACUUAAAAAUAUAUAUAAGUUAUAGACACUGUCUUCUUUAUAUUUGCUUCUGAGAUUAUGGUUCAUUCAAAAAGUAUAUGAAUAUUGAUUAGUAGAUGGGAUUAAUCAUAAAGUCUCUUA